Melozone crissalis (California towhee) is the source of this 995-nucleotide messenger RNA. RefSeq names its product RNA binding motif protein X-linked 2 (gene RBMX2). Gene Ontology annotation, molecular function: RNA binding. Gene Ontology annotation, cellular component: precatalytic spliceosome; catalytic step 2 spliceosome; U2 snRNP. The record is from RefSeq and is a predicted model, not a curated record. Gene Ontology annotation, biological process: mRNA splicing, via spliceosome. Lineage: Eukaryota; Metazoa; Chordata; Aves; Passeriformes; Passerellidae.
GCCGCCGCCAUGAACCCCCUGACGAAGGUGAAGCUGAUCAAUGAGCUGAACGCGCGGGAGGCGGAGCUGGGCGUGCAGGAGGCGGUGUCGUGGCACGCGGAGUACAAGGACAGCGCUUGGAUCUUUGUGGGCGGGCUGCACUACGCGCUGACCGAGGGUGAUGUCAUCUGCGUGUUCUCGCAGUACGGCGAGGUCGUCAACAUCAACCUCGUGCGCGACAAGAAGACCGGGAAGUCCAAGGGUUUCUGCUUCCUGUGCUAUGAGGACCAGCGAAGCACCAUCCUGGCUGUGGAUAACUUCAAUGGGAUCAAGAUCAAGGGACGGACUAUCCGCGUGGACCACGUGGCCAACUACCGGCCCCCCAAGGAGUCUGAGGACUGGGAUGACGUGACGAGAGCCCUCCAUGCCAAGGGCUGCGGGGUCAAAACGCCGCCCCACACCUCGUCCGACUCCGCGUCUGAGGAUGAGGAUGUGCUCGUGAAAAAGCAGAAAGAGAAACAACAGAGCAGAGCAGAACGGUCCAAGUCGAGCCCGCAAGCUGGGAAGCGGGUGAGCACGGAGGAGCCCCAUUCCAGGAUCAAGAUCAAGAAGGAGAAGGAGGACCCGGGGUACGAGCGCUAUGCUGGCGGGAGCCAGCAGGAGCGCCGGGGGAGCAGGACGCAGCGGGAUGAGGAGCAGCGGCGGCACCAGCGGCACUCGGACAGCAGGGGCGACAAGAACUGCCGCGAGCAGAGGGGCCAGAGCGGCUCCUGGGAGGAGCGGGAGAAGAGGGAGGAGGCUGGCAGGAGGGGCGACGGGCACAGCAGCCGGCAGGACGCGUCCCCCAGGGGAGGCAGGUCUCGGGAGCCCCAUUCCCGGCACAGGGAGCGGGGCUCUGGCAGAGACUCCGGUCGCUGCUGAGCCCUGGGUGAGCAUUUGGGGUGACGGAGGCUCUGAGCCUGCCCAAGCCUGCUCCAAGCUCCUGGGAUGCCAUGGCUGGACCUUUCACCUGGGAG